Messenger RNA from Populus nigra (black poplar), 1904 nucleotides. RefSeq lists its product as uncharacterized. Gene Ontology annotation, cellular component: membrane. Gene Ontology annotation, molecular function: lipase activity. The transcript is spliced from 7 exons. The coding region runs from base 334 to 1599 and encodes 421 amino acids. The record is from RefSeq and is a predicted model, not a curated record. Lineage: Eukaryota; Viridiplantae; Streptophyta; Magnoliopsida; Malpighiales; Salicaceae.
AAUAAGAAGAAACAGUAUAGCAUUUCAUUUUUCUUUCUGUUUUCUAAAAUUGGCAGAGCUGCACUCACUAUACUCUAAAUAUAGCAAAAACCAUAGCGGUUUCUCUUUUGGUUGUAUUAUCAGGGAAAAAGAGUUGUGAGUCUAUUUGUCGCUAACUACCAUUUCCUUUUCUCUGUUUAUGUUCUCGAAACAGUAACGAAUGUUUUCUUAAGAUUAUCAAAAACCUCAACAUUCCAAUCUUUUUUACGUUCAGAGAGAGAAUCACAAGACGAAAGCGAGCGCAAACUUUAAGAUUUCAUAGGGCAUUGGUUGUUGUCAAGAAAUUUGUAAUCUAUGGCAAUGGUGCAAUCUCCAAAGGCGGCAACAUCAUCAUCGCCGUCGUUAAUUCUAACGUCCGGUGCUAGUGGGAGAAUUCGUGCAUUAUUUUCCGUUCAAGCCUUAAAAAGCUUGUUAAUGCUGAUAAAUGCAUUCUUUUUGCUGCUUUUAAUCCCUUUCCGUGGUCGGAGACGGACGGUGGUAUCGGCAGGGGUGUCUGCGAGGGGGUCAUCAUCAUCUUCGUUCGGUGAUCAAAAAUCCAAGGAUGAUAGGUUGUUGCAGGAAAGUGGGGUCCACCGGACCAAGUUGCGGGUCCCGGCAACAGUAGUGCCAUGGAAGAGUAGUGGCGGUAGUGGGGUGACGGCGGUGGUGGAUUCGGAAGUUGGGGGCAGGAGGGCCAUUGCAAUAAAGAGGGCGUUACAGGAAGAUGACCCCAAUACGGUUAGAGAGUUUUCACUGUUUGUUUCUGCUCGGAGUGAUACCAUUUUUACCCAGUCGUGGAUCUCAGUUUCAGUUAAAAUCAGGGGGCUGGUUGUUCUUAUGCAUGGUCUGAAUGAGCACAGUGGCAGAUAUAGUGACUUUGCGAAAAAACUGAAUGCUAAAGGGUUUAAGGUUUAUGGAAUGGAUUGGAUUGGACAUGGUGGAAGUGAUGGGCUACAUGGAUAUGUUCAUUCUCUUGAUUAUGCUGUUGAUGAUCUGAAAUCUUUUCUCGACAAGGUUUUGUCAGAAAAUCCUGGGCUUCCAUGUUUUUGCUUUGGGCACUCAACUGGUGCAGCCAUUGUUCUCAAGGCUGUGAUGGAUCCAAAAGUUGAAGCCCGUGUUUCUGGUGUGGUAUUUACUUCACCUGCAGUAGGAAUUCAGCCAUCCCAUCCUUUUGUUGUGCUACUAGCCCCAGUUAUCUCAUUUUUGUUGCCAACGUUCCAACUUAGUACUUCAAAUAAGAAGGGCAUGCCAGUUUCUCGGGACCCAGAGGCACUAGUGGCCAAGUAUUCGGACCCACUAGUCUACACUGGAUUUCUCAGGGUAAAGACUGGCUAUGAAAUUCUCCAAAUUACAGCUUAUUUACAGCAGAAUCUGAAAAGACUGAGAAUUCCAUUUCUCGUUCUUCAUGGUGCUGCUGACACUGUAACCGACCCGGAUGCUUCUCGCAAACUGUAUGAAGAAGCCUCCUCAACAGACAAAACCAUCAAACUAUUAGAAGGGUUCUUGCAUGAUCUCCUAUUUGAACCAGAACGGGAUGAAAUCAUGAAGGACAUUAUUGAUUGGUUGAAUUGUAGAGUAUAAAGGGUUAGGUAGUGCAAUGACAGAAAUCAUUGAGGUCUUCACUAACCAUAAGACUACGGAAUCAGAACGGUGUAGAAGACUUCACUUUGUCAGCAUCAUUUUUAUGCAUUGCUGCUUGAAGCCUUCCAUUUAAUCAUACGAGACAGGUUUCUUUUUCUUUUUUUUUUGGUGAAUAAGAUUCAGCAUUUUUUAUGAUGUUGAAACUGGACAAUGUUGUUUAAGUCCUUAUUUCAUCCGACUGUAAUAUCAUGUGGAGUAUUAAGGAUUCAUAUAGAAUCCAAAUAUAAAUCGUACUUGUUGCCUGC